This is a messenger RNA of Elaeis guineensis (African oil palm), 1704 nucleotides long. Lineage: Eukaryota; Viridiplantae; Streptophyta; Magnoliopsida; Arecales; Arecaceae. The record is from RefSeq and is a predicted model, not a curated record.
CCUUGCUUCUUUCUUCUCCUCCUUUGCGUUAUUACGCAUCAUCUUCUUAAAUAGAGGAGAGGAGAGGUGGGUAGGACAGGUUAGGUUUGGUUGAGGUUCUCCCUGACAAGAUCUUCUUGAUUUCGUUCUUAAAUUAUGUGCUCCCAUUUCCGAAUUUUGGUUCGGCUACCCGGAUGUCGAUAUCUGUUUCCCGAUUCUUUAGGGAGAAGGAAGGAACGUGGGCGACAUUGUCGGCGGUGGUUGAACAACGAGCCUUCGAAAGGGAUACGACCAUAUAUUGCAAUUUCUGGAAUGGGAUCCUUCCUUUUGGCUACAACAUUCGUUGAUUAGAUUAGAUUUCUGCUACUCCAUAGUUUUCCCUACUUUUCCGACACGUGUAGGUCGCUGCAGAACAAGUUAGUCUCUUCUCCUAGUUUCGAGAACAGCGCCAUCUUUCCCUUGCACCAUUUGACCCCCAUGCUCGCACAUUUGAGGUAUAUUUGCUAUGUUGGUCUCAGGGGUGUUGCUCUGCUGCAACAAUGACCCCAGAUUGUACUAUAUCAGCACAUGGUGGAUUCCUCCACAUAGUCGGGAGACGGCUUGUCGGUCAUGAUUAUGGGUUUGCCUAUCCACUCCAUGGAUUCAAGAUGCUGCCAAAUUAUGAUGCCUUGUUAAUUGAAGGUGAAAAACAAUCUGACGCCUCAACUACUUUUUCAUUUGACAAAGUCAUCCAUUAUCUCGAGUCUCUCGGAGCAAUUCUACAUCAACUAGAUCGUAGCAUUAUGAGGGAUAUAUGUGGGAGAUGGCAUGGUCAUCCACUUCACAAGAGCAGCAGGUGAGGAGAUUGGCACAGGAACUGUCCUAGACAGAAUUCUUUUCAGCUCUUCUCCAUCUAAUUUGGGAACUGCCUGUGAGAGAUGUGGUGAUCAGAGCAAUCUGCAUGGAGUAAUAAUGUCCUGCCUUGAUUGCUUCCUUGCUGAAGGCAAUCUCUACUUUUUCCACUACUCUGUCUCCCCAGCUUUCUUCAUUGCCAAAGCUCGAGGUGGGACCUGCACACUGGCUGCUUCAGACCCACCUGAUGCUGUCCUUCAUCGUGCCAAAUAUCUACUCAAUAAUGGAUUUGGCAUGUAUAGUAUAUUCAAGAACAACUGUGAGGACUUUGCAAUAUACUGCAAGACAGGUCUGCUCAUAGUGACCUCUUUCAGUGUGGGACGAAGUGGACAGUUGACAUCUUUGACAGCUGCGAUCACGGCGAUAGCCUCUUCUCCUCUUCGUUUCUUGACUACUAGCGCUAGUGGGUUGGUGGUGGUAGCUAGUGGUAUGUACUGCAUUGGCCGGUUUGUAUCUGAUAUUGGAGUUCGCAGGGAUGUUGUUAAGAUUCCUGUCGAGAGGCUAGUUUCAGAGUCAAGCAUGGUUGAGCCUGAAUCAGCACCAGAGACUGUAGCUGGAAACACACACUCAAAUAGUCAUCCAGAGUCUAGCACGGUUGAGCCUGAAUCAGCACCAGAGACUGUAGCUGGAAACACACACUCAAAUAGUCAUUCUGUUGAACAAGUUGAAGGUUAAUUUUGAGGGCCUUAUUCACUGGGAAAUUAUGUUAUCUAAUAUAAGCAUUUCAUUGUUGUGAAGACAGGUCAUCAGUGUAUGAUAUAUCUCAUACAUUUUGAUGUAUAAUGUUUAUUUUGUGUGGAAAAGAAUAAAGUUGGGCUUCGAUUUUAAUUUGCA